Messenger RNA from Passer domesticus (house sparrow), 1323 nucleotides. Its product is annotated as techylectin-5B-like. Bases 1 to 1323 code for a protein of 440 amino acids. The transcript is spliced from 7 exons. NCBI's taxonomy places the organism in Eukaryota, Metazoa, Chordata, Aves, Passeriformes, Passeridae. The record is from RefSeq and is a predicted model, not a curated record.
AUGGCUGGACGCCGACGCCUUCCCUCAUGGAACUCCACCCGGGGAAAAGCGGGAUUGCUCUCCCUCCUCCUCGUGGCCGCGCUGAGCCGCCAGUCCCUGGAGAAAUCCCUUCCCGCCGGCUACCGGGAGCACGAGGAUCCCCGGGAAUCUCCGGGGCUGAUCCGGUGCGGCGAGUACAGCAACCAGGUGCUGCCGGACGGGCGGUGCCGGAUCGUGGCCACGCUGCCGCAGGGCGACGAGCAGCGCUGCCCGGACCUGUUCCGCUGCACCGACGAGGUCUCCUACUGGCUGCACGAGAACGAGGAGCGCAAGCAGCAGAUCCUGGAGCUCCGCGAGCUCAUCGCCGAGCUCCAGGAGGAGCUGCGCAACCACCGGCACCGCCUCAAGGCCCUGGAGAUACAGCAGGAGGAGGCGGCGGGGCGGAACCAGAGCCUGAUCCAGAGGCUGCAUGACCUGGAGCAGCAUUCCCGGGAAUCCAGCACGCUGCAGCACAUCCAGGCCACGCUGCUCUACGACAUCCAGGCGCAGAUCAACAACAUCUCCGCCCUGGCCGACUGGGCCUGGCGCAACCCCAGCUGCCUCAGCCCCGCCGACCUCCGCCUCCAGGAGGAGAUGCGGCACCCAGAAAUCAAACACGGCCGGAAUUGUCCCAUCGACUGCGCUUCCGUCUACUACAACGGGCUCCGGAGAUCCGGGAUUUACAGCAUCCUGCCCUCGGUCCGCGGAAUUCCCAUCGAGGUCCUCUGCGAGAUGGACACGGAAGGGGGUGGCUGGACCGUCAUCCAGAGGCGCCAGGACGGAUCCGUGGAUUUCAACCGGACCUGGAACGAGUACAAAGAAGGAUUUGGGGACCUCAAUGGGGAAUUCUGGCUGGGCAACGACAACAUCCACAGGAUGACCAGCCAGGGGGAUUAUUCCCUACGGAUCGACCUGGAAGACUGGAAUAACAAACACAAACACGCCUUCUACCAGGUCUUCAGCAUCGAGGACGAGGAAAACUUCUACCGGCUGCACGUGGACGGGUUCAGCGGCACCGUGGAGGAUUCCUUCGCCUGGUACCACGACAAGAGGAGCUUCAGCACUCCGGAUUCCGGGAAUAUCUGUGCCGAGAUUUCCCACGGGGGCUGGUGGUACCACCAGUGCUUCUUCUCCAACCUCAACGGCGUCUACUACAAGGGCGGCCGAUAUUCCAUCAAGAACCGGAAGAUGCUGGGCCCGGACGGGAUCGUGUGGUAUUCCUGGAAGGACACGGACUACUAUUCCCUGCGGAAGGUGGUGAUGAUGAUCCGGCCGCGCGCCUUCCGGCCCCACCUCUCCCCGUGA